Molecule: messenger RNA, 2153 nt
Organism: Mucor mucedo
Lineage: Eukaryota; Fungi; Mucoromycota; Mucoromycetes; Mucorales; Mucoraceae
Exons: 2
Coding region: 75-1955 (626 amino acids)
Source: RefSeq, a predicted model, not a curated record
CUGUGACUUGUCACCCCAGACAUGCCAUACAAGCCAAAAAUUCUAGUUUAAGUUUUCUCUUUUUUUUUGUAUCAAUGUAUUAUUUCAAUAAUAACGAUAAUAGCUCCAGCGAACACCAUUCUCAACAUAACCAUGACGGACCGUUAUUUAGUCAACCUUUAGACCCAUCUACAUUAAGUGGCCCAUUAGCAGAUUAUGACAAUAUCAUUACUGACCCUUUAUUUGAUUCAAAUCAUAAUUGGGACUUUUACUCACAGCAACAACUUGAUCCUCAACAAGAAGCAAUUUUGUUAAACGACCCAAAUUUUUUGCGUCAACAUCAAUUACUGCAUGACCAGCAAAAAGAAUUACAUUCUCGUUUACUUCAUGAUGAUGAAAGGCCGGAACAAGUCUCAAAUCUUACUGCCAUGUUUGAGCCAAUUGUUGUCAAAAUAGAACAGGAGGAAGAUCAAGAUAAGAAAUCGAAAAGGAUUAACCAUAGACGACAGCAGGUAGUGAUGAAAACUACAAUCAAUGACGAUGAUAAGGUCGAUCAUCAGCGUCGUUUCAAUGAAUUGCAAGCUCGUUUUAGAGUGAAUUAUGCGCGUAAGCCAUCUGUACAGCAAACAUCCAAUAAUAUGAAGCCAGCUUCUAGUAAAACACCUAAACAGUCUUUGUUACCUCAGCAACAGGCAUUACAAGAUAAGCCAUCGCUUUCACUGGAGCCUACUACUACUCCUGCUACUGUAAAUGCUGCUAAUCAUACUACCACCACUGCUUCUGCUACUACUGCGGCUAAUGCGGCUGUUUCUGUUAGUAGUCAAGUGAUGACAGAUGAAGAAUUGUCUAGUUCGUUCCCGUCUCGCACUAUGCCAAUCCAGAUUCAAAGAGUGCCAAGAUUAAAUAGUUUGCAACCUUUCGAUGCCGAAUCACAUCAGAAGCAAUUAGACAAUCAAUUGGAUAAAGUGGAUUUCGAUGAUAUCACAGUGUCAGAAUUAAAAGAGAUGUUGAGACAGAGAGGUAAACCAGCAACUGGUAAGAAAGCUGUUUUAUUACAAAGACUACAAGAAGAGAGAGAUCUUUCAAAAGGUGGGAGAAGUGCAGGAAGUUAUGGUAGUACAGGUAGUGGUGGUAGAUUAUUAUCCAACCGACAUUCGCAACCAGUUCCUUUCUCGCGCUCUAUAAAUAUCGAUACACCUCAAAGACCAAGAUCAUUCCAAAGCAGUUCACCAGUCAUGAUUCAUAACCCAGAUAACAGUUCACCUAUCCAUACUAUUUCACCUUCUUCGCCAGGCGCUUCGUUACACCGAUCCAUUGCAAAUAUGCAUAUCGGCUCACCGCCUGCCAUUUCUAGAAGAUAUUCCCCUUAUUCGCCAAGACUUAGCUCAUCACCUAAACCCGUUCAUCAUGAAUACUCUUCCUCUGUACCUUUGACAAUGGGCGAAUCUCCUAAUAACAAUACACUUACUACACCUAAUAAUACUACUAAUAAUAAUAACAACAUCAAUAGCAACAACUAUAACAACAACAAUAUGAUGUUGUCUUCAUCUUAUUCCGUAAGAUCUUCUUGUCGAUACUAUAAUAACCCAAAGACAUACAAACCGUUCAUGUCUUCUGCAUUAGCAACACCCGAUAGAGAAGAGGACGUAAAUCCAUUUGAUAGUUUCUAUGCUCGUGGAAGUGGUGAUGCUCCUAUUAAAGAAGAAGACACCAGUGAAUUUAGUAACUAUUAUGGGGAUGCAGGAACUCGACCUGUUCAUGAGGGAGAGAUGCAUUCAUUUGGUCCCGGGGAACCUGUUGAAGGCAACAUGGAUUGGAUCGAUCCAACCGCAUUUGAAAACAUUCUACAACAACAAGUUUCUCACGAUCAAUUACUUUCGAACGAUCAAAUUAUGGCCAUGAUAAAUACGCAACAACAGGCUUUUGAUUUCAGGUUGGACGAUAGUAACUUCAGUCAUCCAUAUUAUCAUCAAUAGAUCGAGAUUUUUCUCUCCCAUUAAUAUAUACAUCUUUGUACAUUAUCUACACCUCAGUUUUUUUUUCUACUCCCUUUUUUUGCACAUUUGUCACUCUUCCCAACCCCCUUUAAAUAAACAGUUUUUAAUAUCCCACGUCUCAUCGCAUCAUCCUAUUUGAUUGGUCGGUAUUUAGUUAAAGUGUUGCAAAUGUCAAAC